This is a messenger RNA of Megachile rotundata (alfalfa leafcutting bee), 3067 nucleotides long. RefSeq names its product very long chain fatty acid elongase AAEL008004. Gene Ontology annotation, molecular function: fatty acid elongase activity. The record is from RefSeq and is a predicted model, not a curated record. Gene Ontology annotation, biological process: very long-chain fatty acid biosynthetic process; fatty acid elongation, saturated fatty acid; sphingolipid biosynthetic process. Gene Ontology annotation, cellular component: endoplasmic reticulum membrane. Lineage: Eukaryota; Metazoa; Arthropoda; Insecta; Hymenoptera; Megachilidae.
UAUAAAACACGGUUUUGAUGGCGGUAGCUCAGUUUCCUCGAAGGUGGUCAAGCACGAAGGUGCUCUCCUCGCCACGGAGGUUCGAUCGAAAUCUAAGUGAUCCGAAUCCCUGCGAACACUUAUCGAUUUAUUGGCGAUUAGAUAGCGGAGAUAGACAACGAUUGUUUGGCAACUGUGAAUAGAAAAGGAUACGUGUUCUGCGAUUUCAUUUAUCACGAUGGCGCAAGUUGUGCGAACGAUUUACGAUGGCUAUCGGGACCUCAUGGACAACAAGAGCGAUCCUAGGGUCAACGACUGGAUGCUGAUGAGCAGUCCGUUCCCGACCCUAGCUAUCUGUCUUAGUUACGUCUACUUCGUCAAGGUUUUAGGUCCUAAGCUCAUGGAAAAUCGCAAACCUUUCGACCUGAGGAGGGUUAUGAUAUUCUACAAUCUCUUCCAAGUCAUCUUCUCUGCAUGGCUGUUCUACGAGUCUGUGAUGUCUGGAUGGGGAGGUCACUACUCGUUCCGUUGCCAGCCGGUAGACUAUUCCAACAGUCCUUUGGCGCUUCGAAUGGCUCAUGGCUGCUGGUGGUACUACUUCUCCAAAUUCACAGAGUUCAUGGACACGAUAUUCUUUGUCUUGAGGAAGAAGAAUAACCACAUAUCGACCCUUCAUGUGAUACAUCAUGGGUGCAUGCCGAUGUCCGUUUGGUUUGGCGUCAAAUUCACUCCAGGUGGCCACAGCACGUUCUUCGGCCUGCUGAACACCUUCGUGCACAUCGUAAUGUACUCGUACUACCUGCUAGCCGCUCUAGGACCCCGAAUCCAGCCCUACCUCUGGUGGAAGAAGUACCUGACCGCGUUACAGAUGGUACAAUUCGUCCUCGUAAUGAUCCACGCCUUCCAGCUCCUCUUCAUCGACUGCAACUACCCGAAAGCCUUCGUCUGGUGGAUCGGCAUGCACGCCGUCAUGUUCUACUUCCUCUUCCGCGACUUCUACAUCCAGUCGUACAAGAAGAAGCAGUUCUCCGUGGAGAAGAAGAAGAGAGAGGCGGAGGAAAAGUUGCGGCGAGAACAGAACGGCUCGGCGCCGCGCAAAGAUGCCAAAGAGAACGGCGAGAUGUACGCGAACCAGUACAAGAUGGCGACCGGUUACAUCUCGGACAGCGGUCUCAGGAAUCGAGUGUUCAUCGACAACAGGGGGUUCAAGGAAUAAUUAACGCGAUGGUGGUGAACUCGAGCCGAUCGGCACGGACGAUAACUUGAGCCGGUCGUCGAGACAUCACGCGGUUUUUCAUUCGCGAGGACAUUUCGAUGCAACCUUCUUUCGAGAAGGUGGACAAUCACUCGGUUAUAUCUUUUACGCUUUCUGUGCGUGCGUGUCGCGUGUUUUAGUGCAUGCUUACGUGGCCAUGUGUAAGUUCUGACUGAGCAAAUUAUAGGGAAAGUCCGGGACGUAGUCCUCGAAAAUCUUUGGAACGAUUAUGCUACGAUUUUGUAGCAAUCAAAUGUUCUUGUUACUAUUCUAGGUGUUCUUGUAAUUCUAGGGUAGGUAUUUUCUUGCGACAGGUGUUCAGAAGCUAACCUAGCUAAUUAGAUCUGAGGUUGUACAGCAGGAUCCAAAUCGACUAUAUUCGUUUAAGAAAAAUUGAACAUAGAUAUUAUGGAAUGUAAAGACAGUUGAUCGAAGUAGCGUUCCAAGAGUUUCGAGCAAUGGCGGAUUCUGGGACCAUCAAAAAAUAUUUGGGACCAUCUAAAAUCGGUACUUACAAUUUCAGCAAAAUAUUCCUGAAAAUUUGACAUUGACCUAAACACGCAAUCCGCCAUUGAUAUUUAAUACACCUAGCUGAUAUUUAUUCGAGUUAGGAACACGAUUGCCAAAUUCAGUUCCCGUAAACAGAGGAACCUGACGAGUUCGUUGUCGGUCGGCAACGUUGUCAUUGCUCAAAUCGCCGAAUACAACUCGCAUUCGCGAGUUCGCAAUUCCUUUAUGUUCUUCCACGAUUCGACAAGCCUGAUUCGUGGCGGAUUAAUCGUAGGAUAAGUGGUCGCGAGUUACUGAAAGAUCGGGUCGAUUGUUUUCGAAUCUGAGGCACAUUUGACAGACACCCACUUUCAUGUUUCAAUUUGUAAACAGCUGUACAUAUUAUAUAUAGUUCUGCAUUAGAUUCAGAUAGUAAAAAUAUCUUAAAAUUGACGUACCUUCGACGAAAGGGCUAUUCGUAAAUGAGGAGCAAUUAGCUCGUUAAAUGUCAUUAGAGGUACAAGAGACGUAAACUUGAAAUGCAACUCAGGGAAAUCACUUGAUAUUAACGGUCGAUUGCUUGCAGUUUACUGUACUUACAGGGUGUUUCAAAGUUGUAGUUACUUUGUAGGUAGAAAGGAACAAUGUAACAUUUGUUGAUUUUGUUGGGAUUUCUCUGAUCAUUGGCUCACAAUAAUAAUACUAGCAAAAUUGUGUGACCAAGUGAUUAGAUUACAAAGUCAUUGAUUAGUUUAAUUCCCUCGACAUAACACGACAAAAUUUUGCAACGAAUUUCAAUUCUUUCCCUUGUUAUAUCUUUUAUAUAAUCAGAGAAACGUUUGCAGAUUCGUUUAAGAAAAUGUUUAAGUUUGUGUCAUAUAACUUUGGUGAAUUAAUUUUGGAGCGCCCUGUACAACGUAGCCUUAACGACCACGCUAUUUUUAAUUUUUUAUAAUACUAUAGGCUUACUUCUUGGAGAAAUUUAUGAAUGAACCCGUAUAAACGUGCAUGAUAGUCAAAAGUUUUGACUCAAAAGUAAUCGUUCGAAUCUUGAACUUUAAUUACGAUGUUAUAAUUGGUAAUCGUGGUAGUUUCCCGCAAGAUUGCCAUUCUCGUUAGAAUAUUAUAACGAGAGUCUGUUAUAGUUAUAAGUUGACCUACGAUCAAUGUACAGUCCUUUGUAUAAAUUGUUUUUAAUGCCUCAAUUCGAAAAAGUCUCAAUCCAAUGUGAUGCGAAAUGACAUUUUUAACGACGUAGGUGUAAGAAACUUUGUACAAUACGACUCGAUGUAAGUAAGAGAAAUAUUUAUUUUACGACGAUUAAAUUGUACAAUUUUUAAUGAA